Molecule: messenger RNA, 2883 nt
Organism: Drosophila albomicans
Lineage: Eukaryota; Metazoa; Arthropoda; Insecta; Diptera; Drosophilidae
Product: protein glass
Exons: 5
Coding region: 151-1983 (610 amino acids)
Biological process (GO): regulation of transcription by RNA polymerase II
Molecular function (GO): RNA polymerase II cis-regulatory region sequence-specific DNA binding; DNA-binding transcription factor activity
Source: RefSeq, a predicted model, not a curated record
AGAGCUCUUAACGUUGGAAUUUUAUUUAAUCAUCGCAGUGUGCUGAUCAUGAGAAAUAAAUAUUCAAUAAGCUGGAAAUCUCAAUUGAGGCAGCAAAAUGAAACGUAGAAAAACAAGAAAUAAAUCGCCGAAACCAGCUGGAGUCAUGUCAUGGGAUUGUUAUAUAAAAGUUCCAAACUCUUGAACAUAAUUCUGGAUUCCCUGGAAGAUCAAGAGGGUGGAGCUAUGUACAUAUCGUGCGAUGUCUCAAACGGAGGUCCUGUGGAACCAGAAACGGGCUAUGUGCCCAAUAAUCCAUUAUUCGGCCUGGCGUUGGACAGUCCGCAGCAAGAGUGUGCUGCAUCCUGCGUCGGCUGUUUAUCCUGCCAAGGCAACACCGCCCUGCCCAUCUCCUCACUCACCAGCAGCGAUUUUGAUUGCGGCGGCUGCUUCGAUCCCACAAUUGGAGUGCUGGGCAAUCAAAUCAAUACCACACCGCCCACAAGUAAUCUCUCGGGUGCUGGCAGUGUCACCAACAACGGUUCCUCGCUUGGUGUGGGCAACGGCAGCAGCUACUGGAGCACCGACGAGAUGGCCUCCACGUUUCCCGGCUUGCCACCGCUGGACAUUGAUCCCUUGCCCAGCCUCUUUCCGUUCUCGCCCUGCGGUGCUUCGUACAAUUUCGCCAGCAAUCCACAUCAGGCCUCGCUCUCCUACACCGUGCAUCCGCACCAGAUGCUCAUCUCCCCCAACGGCAGUCAGCAGCAACAGCAGCAGCACUCCCAUUCACAUUCCCAGUCAACGCAGUCAGGACAUCAGCUGCAGUCGCAGCACAUGCAACAGGCACUGACCCAGGCAUCGCACGGUGGUAACGGGCUCCACAAUCACAGCAGCCACCACAACAGCUCCACCACAAAUGGCACCACUGGCGGCAAUGGCGGCUCUGGUGCAGGCAGCGCCUGCUACUAUGAGGCUGCUGCGAAUGCAGCCGCCACAGCACCGCCCAUGUAUCCCAGCAUGAGUGUCAAUGUCAGCAUGAAUAUGACCAUGCAUCAUGGCUAUGGGGCCGACGGCAGCGCUGUGCCCAUGCAGUGCUCGCAAAUGAACUGGACACCACCCAACAGCUCCUCAGCGGCGGUUAAUGUGCUCUACCCUCCACUGCUGAGUCCCACACACUAUCCUGCAUCCGCUACCUAUUCGUUUACGGCUGAUUUUCGAGCGCCGGCACCAACAGCAUCGUUGAGCGCACUUCCCACACUAGCGGACAAGGAGUCACCAUCGCCACCUGUGUCCAAUACAGCAGCAGCGUUGGGUUAUUACACUGGAGCAGCUACAGGCGCCGGCCAGAGUUAUACGCCGCCCCAUAAGAGUCCCAGUUAUCAGGCCACCGCUUUGAGUUUGGGUCUGUCUGCCUUCGAUGAUGAGGAGGAUAGCAUCGAUGAUGGGGAUGGCGAUGCGGACGGGGAUGGUGAGGGCAGCGCUGGCGGCGAUAUGAAACCGAACUUGUGCCGGCUGUGUGGCAAAACAUAUGCGAGGCCCAGCACAUUGAAGACGCAUCUACGCACCCAUUCGGGAGAGCGGCCGUAUCGCUGUCCGGAUUGCAACAAAAGCUUCUCACAGGCCGCCAAUUUGACGGCGCACGUACGCACACAUACGGGACAGAAGCCGUUUCGCUGUCCCAUUUGUGAUAGACGUUUCUCGCAAAGUUCCAGCGUCACCACGCACAUGCGAACCCAUUCCGGCGAGCGUCCCUAUCGGUGCUCCUCCUGCAAGAAGUCCUUCUCCGACAGCUCUACGCUGACCAAACAUCUGCGCAUCCACAGCGGCGAGAAGCCCUAUCAGUGCAAGCUCUGCCUGCUCAGAUUCUCGCAGUCGGGCAAUCUCAAUCGGCACAUGCGCGUACACGGCAACAAUGCCAAUGGCAGCAACGGCAGCGGCAACGGCGGCAGUGGCAGCAAUGGUGGCAAUGGCAUUGGCGGGGGUGGCAGCAGUCUCAUUACAUGACAAAAGCCGCGUAGUGCAGGCGGUUUUCAGCAUUAUCAUCCCCCGCAUCCGCACCCGCACUCGCAUCCACAUCCGUUGGCACAUCCGCAUCCACUACCGCACCACAUGCAUCACCACGCCCAUAUGCCCAACUAUGACUAUGGCAAUUACAGCAUCAGCGACUAUACUCCACCCGGCGCUACACAAAACUAUUCAGGGUAUUAUUUCUGCGCACUCAACAAGCCACCCAAGUUCGAGCGUUUCUACUAACAGCCAAGAAGCGGACACAGACACUUGAAAGUGGAGAUUUAAUUCAAGAAAUUUAUAAAAUGAAAUGCUAUUGUAAAUGCUCAAAUUCGAAUUGAAAUCAACGUAAAACUUAAAACAAAAUCUAAACUAAUCGAAACUAAUUGAGGCCCAUGUGCCAUUGUAUAUAUCAUUAAUCAUUUUGUAUUUAUUAUUCACAUCGCAUGCAUACCAAAUCUAUGCAUUGGACCAUAAUUCUAUUACUUAUAUAACAUAUAAAUGUAUUUCUGUAUAUGGUAGUUGAAAAACACGCAUAAAUCUAUUCAAAAUUAGCCAACGAAAUAGACAUUAAGUCAACACAAACACAUAGGCAAUACAACAAAGAAUAUGAAGUUAAUUUUAAACCCCAAUUUUCACACUAGAGAAAUAUUUCGCGAAAAUAUGCGAUAUUACUCGUAUCUUAAUAUGCUUAAAUUCGAUAUAUAAAAUGAACUAAACUUACUUUCCUUGGUUACGCUUACUUAGUUACCAUACCAUAUAGCGGCACCCAGAAAGCUACCUUUAAGACAUUGUAUAUUUAGGCAUAAUUGUACUUAUAGAUGUAAUUUAAGUCAGGUGCUUUGAUUUAAGCCAAUUUUGCGUAUACCGAAUUUAAAUAAAUAUACAAAAGAAAUA